CGCUGUCAUGGUUACAAUGAAAGACGCUUUGUGUUCUCCGCCCGAUGCCAUGUGGGCUGCUGAAUCACCGCACGGAUUUAUCACAGAAAAUGGGAGGUUAAAGUGAAAAUGUAAACUUUCCAACGCGCAGAAGCCUUCACGUGACUCCGUGGCAGCAUUCUUGGAUCUUUUCCCUUCCGUAAAAGGAUGACAACAACAACACAAUAGGGUUGGCGACCUGCAAGAGCUUCAGUUCCCAUGCGCUGGAUCUCACAGGCCCCUCCAAAGAACCCCAUGAGGAUACAGGGACAGCCCGAGGGCGCAAGGAGGCGUCUGGAUCUGAACGCCGUCGGUGAGCUGAGGGGCGUGGAGGUCAUCCGUGGUCGUGCCGGAUAUGGCUUCACCAUCUCGGGUCAAAGGCCUUGCCUGUUGAGCGGCAUCAUGGAGGGCAGCCCCGCCGACCUGGUGGGACUCAAACAGGGGGACCACAUCGUGGCCAUCGGCGGAAACGACGUGUCCACCGCCCUGCACGAGACGGUGGUGCAGUUGAUCGGCAGCUGCGAGGGACCCCUGCAGCUGGUGGUGCACGGCGCGAGCCGCGUCAUGGCUAACCCCAUUCUUAACGACGCAAAAUUCGGGACCGGCCCGAAGCCUGGCGCUUUCCAAAAGCCCGCCGUUCUCCGCGCCAUCUCGCACGAUUCCAGCAACUCCGCCUUCAAUUCCAGUCACUCCGCCGUCGCCAAACAGAGGCCGGUGUCCGAGCCUGACAUGUCGCAAUGGGGCGGGCGCCAGCUCAACCCUUUCGGCGAGCAGCGGAAGAAGGAGGCGCCCGGGGGCCAGGACUCCGUGUUCAUGGACCGAGCGAAUCCAGACUGGAACGUGCUGAACAUGACCCUGGUUGUGGGCUACCUGAGCUCCACGGAGCUGAUUUUGAACCCCGCGGAGUCCGAGGAGAGCUGCCUUAAAGCCAUCCGGGAGCGAAUUCGGCUGCUGGGAACGGAGCAGAGCACCCACACCCUGGUGAUGAUGAAGAUCAUGUUCGACUGCGUGCGGCUCUGUGACGACGCGGGGGCCGUUUUGGCCGCGCUGCCUGCCGAGAACCUGGUCCUGGGGGCCGUGUGCGCCGAGGACCCGCGCUUUUUAUGCCUGGUGACCACGGCGCACGUGAUCGACGGUCGCAUCCCCGAGGACGGCCCCCUGCGGGCCUCCUGCCACGUCUUCUUCAUCGACCCCGAGCUGGGGAGCCACGAGGACCACAUCGGCAUCGCCGGGCGCUUCGGCUUCGACUGCACUCCGGAUCCGGACGCCUCGGGCUGCCUGGAAUUCCCACCGUCUCCCCACGACGUGCUUCACUUCGUCACCGUGCUGUACAGCGACAUGGGCGAGGCCGUGGAGAGGCUCCGGGUCAAACUGGACGCGGAGACCGAGCUGCAGGCCGGGGAGAUGGCCGACGCGGGCAAACAGGGCAGCGCCAGCAGCAACGGGGACAGCGGGAUUGGAAACGCGUCCCCCCCUGAGGAGAGAGCGGACAGGGAUUUCCCCCCUGCGGUCCGAGAGCACCCGGGGGCCCACCUCCCCAGCUGCCCGUGGGAUUAUCCCCGGGCCGAGGACCUCCCCCCAAUGAAGCUCUCAAGGAGCGGGCAAAAACUGCACGGCGACAACGGCGGCGGCACACAUUCCCUUUCAGAGUCGCUGCCGGGCCCCGACUCCCUUCAUGAGUUUUACGGAGGUCCUCCGCCCAGGCUCGAGUUUCAGUUCAAGCCCCCACCGCCUCCCCUGCCUUUAAAUAAAAAGGCAAACGUGUUUGGAGACCCUCUCAGGGGUAGCCAAAGGUGGUUCUCAAAGCCCAAGUGGUCCAAAGCCCAAGGCGUUGACGCCGAGCCUCCGCCGAGCGACGGGUGGCCCUCCAGCCUCGGCCCCCCGGGGACCGGAACCGGCGCCGCUAACCUGCCCCCGCCGAUGAGCCACAUCCCCUCCAACAGGUACCACUCGGCAGAGGCCGCGAUGCUCCCUCCAAGACAGGAGUGGACCAAAAGGUUUCUGGAACAGAGAGACAAACAGCGGAAAGAUGACGGUACCAAAAAUGGCUCCAGGUUUUGGGGCAUGGGGGUCACCCGGGCCUCCAAGCGUCGCGCUUCCAAGCGGAUGAGCAUGGCGAGAUCUCUGGAUGACCUUGAGUCGGCGGCUUCCUCCGAUGGCGACUACAGCGGGGUCCAGCUGCAGGGAUGCUGCAGCCAGAGCAGCCUGAACAGCAACGGCAGUCUUCGUGGGGGGGGCAGCCUCCGAGGGGUCCCCGAGCAGCGCGUCGCCCGGUGGGCCGCCUGCUUCGAACGCCUCCUCCAGGAUCCAGUGGGCGUGCGCUACUUCUCGGAAUUUCUCAAGAAAGAAUUCAGCGAGGAGAAUAUCUUGUUCUGGCAGGCCUGCGAAUACUUCAGUCAUGUUCCUGCAGCUGAUAAGAAGCAGCUGUCCCAGAGAGCCGGCGAGAUCUACAACAGCUUCCUGUCCAGCAAGGCCACGAUGCCGGUGAACAUCGACAGCCAGGCCCAGCUGGCCGACGACGUGCUCACCUCCCCGCGGCCCGACAUGUUCAAGACGCAGCAGCUACAGAUCUUCAACCUGAUGAAGUUCGACAGCUACUCGCGCUUCCUCAAGUCCUCCCUCUACAAGGAGUGCGUGUGCGCCGAGGUGGACGGCCGACCCCUGCCCGACCCCUACCAGAUCCCCUGCAGCCCGGCGCCCUCGAAGCACAGUGCCAGCUCCGACCGCUCCACCCUCUCCACUCCCAAAAAGGUACAGGAGGCCAGAAAGCAGAGGUCGGGCAGGUCGCUGACCGAAGAGAGCAGGGAGGAGGGCGCCGACAAGAAGCGCGGCAUCUUCUUCUCGUGGUCACGCAACAGGAGCUUCGGGAAGGGCCCGAAGAAGAAGGACGUCAGCGACAUUAACCUCGAUCACUGGGGCAGUAAUGGGCGGAGGGAGUCCCAGGGCUCCUUGUCGUCCGGUACCAGUGUCGAGAUGGCCACUUCCUGCUCGGCUUCCGACAACCGCCACUCGGCGUGGGAGCGCUCCCCCAAACACUGCAGCGUGGUGCUGCCCAGCGGCUCCUGCUCUCCGCUCAGCCUUCGCCCCGGCGCCUCCAUAAGGGAAGUCCUGCAGGACCUGUGCCAGGGCGUCGGCAUCAACAUCGCCGCCGUCGACCUCUUCCUGGUGGGGGGGGAGAAGCCUUUGGUGUUGGACCAAGACUGCAUGACCCUCAGCUCCCGAGAGCUCCGGGUUGAGAAGCGGACUUUGUUUAGACUGGACCUGGUGCCCAUUAACCGCUCCGUGGGGCUUAAAGCCAAACCCACCAAGCCCGUCACUGAGGUCCUGCGCCCCGUGGUGGCCAAAUACGGCCUCCACCUCAGCGAUCUUGUGGCCAAAGUAAGCGGGCAAACUGAGCCCUUGGACCUGGGCGCCCCCAUAUCGAGCUUGGAUGGCCUGCGCGUGGUCUUGGAUCGAAUCGACUCGGCUUCGGGGAAAGACAAAUCGAAGUCCUCCUCCCUAAAAAACCACCCUCCGAGCAAAAGUUUCUCCGCCGCAGGAGAUGAGAGGUCGACACCAAAGGACUUCUCUGUGAGAGCAGGUGGACAAGACUCAGCCCUCCCUGGAGAAAAGAGAAAACAGAAAAAGAUUAAUAUAGAUGAAGCUGAAGAAUUCUUUGAGCUGCUGAGCCGGGCGCAGAGCAGCCGAGCCAACGACCAGCGCGGGCUCCUGAGCAAAGAGGACCUGGUGCUCCCCGACUUCCUGCGCCUGACCCCGGCCGCCUCCUCCUCCUCCUCCUCUUCCUCCUCCGCCCUGGCCUGCUCCACCCCGGACUCCCUGAAACAAGGCCGGGAGAACGGCGUCCCGCCGCGGGGGUCCCUCACCGCCGGCCUCCGCUCGGAGAGCCUGGACUCCUCGCUCGGCUCCGGCGCCAACGGACACUCCGGCAACAGGCGGUGCCUGCUGCCCCCGCCGCGCCACUCCACCUUCGGCACCCACCUCUCGCCCAUCUCCCGGCCCCUGGACACCCGGCCGGUCCUGCGCACCGUGGAGGAGGACGCCCACGCCGACCUGACUCUGGUGGGGGAGGGCGACAUCAGCAGCCCCAACAGCACCCUGCUGCCCCCGUCGCCGUCCCCGAUGCCGUCCUUCGACGGCAGCCUGCCCGAGGCGAACUUCACGCCCCCGCCCCCCUGCCCCCCCUCUCAAGACGCGGGUGGCGAGGGAAAGUCCCGCUCAGAGAAAGGAACGAACCCGACCGCCGACACCGAAUCACCCCCCGCCGCCGCCGCCGACGGCGCCAACGCAGCUCCCCGGGAAGUUCCGGAAGCGAUGGAUGUGGAGGGGGUCCACCUCGAGGAGGGAACGUCGGAGGCGUCCCGGGGCGAGGACUCGGAGCUCAGCCUGAGCUUCCAGGGCUACGUGGCCGAGCUGCGGCAGUGCCAGAGCAAGCUGAGGAACGCGCCGCCGAUGGCCCCCCCGAGCGGCCGCGACGCACCGGGGUGCAGGGACUGCAAGACGGACCUGUACAAGGCCACGAUUGUCUGAAGGGGAAACCUCCCCCCCCCAACUGCUGCACUUUUCAAACCCGAGGCACUGUCUUUCAAAAGGGAACGAGAUGGACGCUGGGCUGCAUGAACACGCCCCUAUAAUCUAAUCUACGUUACGGGGGAUACAUAUUGUACAUUUGUUACGAGUUCUGCCGUGUUAUUGGUUGGUUGGUUGUGAUUUCCUUUGGACAGUGAUAUUGUUUUUGUUAUGGUUUAGUUUAAUGAUAAGCAAAGGAAUUCUUUUAAGAGCCACGAAGACCAAGGGCGACCGUGGAAGAAGCGGGGCAUGCGUUUCAGAUUAUCAGUGGUUUUGUAAUGACUAUUUCCUUUCUAAUAGGCCAUCAAGAUAAAAUGAAAUCGCUUACUAAAAAGUACAUUUUUGUAGGAGACAAGAAAUUAACCAUUAUUGAAGCUAAUAAUUACAA
This is a messenger RNA of Pungitius pungitius (ninespine stickleback), 4972 nucleotides long. It is a transcript of the gene rgs12a, whose product is annotated as regulator of G protein signaling 12a. Gene Ontology annotation, biological process: signal transduction; regulation of G protein-coupled receptor signaling pathway. The transcript has 18 exons. The record is from RefSeq and is a predicted model, not a curated record. Gene Ontology annotation, cellular component: plasma membrane; cytoplasm; nucleus. Gene Ontology annotation, molecular function: protein binding; GTPase activator activity. NCBI's taxonomy places the organism in Eukaryota, Metazoa, Chordata, Actinopteri, Perciformes, Gasterosteidae. Bases 238 to 4545 code for a protein of 1435 amino acids.